AGCCGUCAGCGCGCGGUUUACGAGGAGAACGUCGCGUCAGAGCUUCACUUUUCCGCGCCGACGGCGAUUUAAACCCCUUCGCAAAAAGUUUCGUUGACGCGCGCGUGACGUCAGAUGUAACGGGCGACGCUUCCCGUUCGCUGUCAGUGUGCGUGUGUUUGAUUGUUUGUCCUUAAUCGUUAAACUCGGAGGGAAGUGUAGGUAGGCAUGGGGGCCAAACAGAGCAGUCCCGCUGCCGACGGGCGCACGCGAGCGUACUCGGGCUCGGAUCUCCCGUCGAGUAACGGCGGCGGCGGCGGCAGGACGGCGGCUGUGGCGAUGCGGUAUCACGCACACGGCGCCUCAGGUGCUACAUCUUCAUCGUCGCCUUCGUCGUCAGCGGCGGCCGCCGCGCACUUUACCGGCUCCAGGCGACCACAGUCGAGCAUUACUAUACCGAACUCGGGAGCGUACAGUUCUCAGGAGUCCGGUAACAGCACACCGGAGGAGAACGGCGGGGAGAGAGAGCGGUCCGCCGGCGCUCCGAGACUGUUGAUCGGAUCGUUGCCAGCUCACCUGUCGCCUCAUCUCUUCGGAGGUAAGAGUUUGAUUAGUUACAGGUUCUAGUCCACCCGAGCAACAACCAGUUUCAGUGUUAAACCAGAUCUGUUCCCG
Messenger RNA from Sinocyclocheilus rhinocerous, 654 nucleotides. RefSeq names its product E3 ubiquitin-protein ligase ZNRF2-like. Lineage: Eukaryota; Metazoa; Chordata; Actinopteri; Cypriniformes; Cyprinidae. The coding region runs from base 208 to 606 and encodes 132 amino acids. The record is from RefSeq and is a predicted model, not a curated record. The transcript has a single exon.